Nannochloropsis gaditana CCMP526 is the source of this 1175-nucleotide messenger RNA. RefSeq names its product 20S proteasome subunit beta 2 (gene PSMB7). Bases 58 to 930 code for a protein of 290 amino acids. The transcript is spliced from 4 exons. Gene Ontology annotation, molecular function: threonine-type endopeptidase activity. Gene Ontology annotation, cellular component: proteasome core complex. The record is from RefSeq and is a predicted model, not a curated record.
UCCCUACUCGGUCCUACCUAAGUGUCGCAGGGAGUGCCCUGAGUCAUUGCAGUCGUCAUGCACGGUGAAUCAGGGAAGCAAUCUUUGCGUGGAGCUCUGAAAGAGGACGUGCCAGGGUUUAACUUUGACAAUUACGCCCGAAAUGCCUCCUUGCCUACGGAGACGACUAUGCACUUACCCUCGGCCAUGAAAACGGGCACGACCAUCGCAGGCGUCACCUUCAAGGACGGCGUGGUAUUGGGCGCGGACACACGGGCGACGGGCGGCACGGAAGUGGCGGACAAGAACUGUGAGAAGAUCCACUACUUGGCUCCCAACAUUUAUUGCUGCGGGGCGGGGACGGCGGCCGACACGGAGAAAACGACCGAGAUGAUCAGCUCCCAAUUAGAUCUCCUACGCCUGUCCACCGGUUCCCCCUCCCGCGUGGUCACGGCCUGCACCAUGCUGAAACGGAUGCUUUUCCGUUACCAAGGCCAUGUGUCGGCCGCUUUGGUGCUAGGGGGGGUAGACAGUUCGGGCGCGCAUCUCUACCAGAUCUACCCCCACGGUUCCACGGACAAGAACCCUUACGUGACCAUGGGGAGUGGGAGCUUGGCGGCCAUGAGUGUCUUCGAGACGGGCUUCAAGGAGGACAUGACGGAGGCGGAGGCAAUCGAGCUCGUGAAAGAGGCGAUUCUCGCGGGGAUAUACAAUGAUUUGGGCUCGGGCAGUAAUGUAGAUUUGACCAUCAUUAGGAGGAAUGGGGAAGUCACCGUGCUGCGAGGCUACCUGACUCCGAACGAUGUGGAACCUCUUCGGACGUCGUACAAGCGCCCGGCCGCGCUUUCCGUGCCUGCUGGCGCCACGGCAGUGCUUUCGACGCACAUGGACCCCGCCCGGCCGGGGCUCGAAGGGCUGGUCAUAGAAGAUGCGACAGCCAUGACGUUUUGAGAAAGGAUCGGGAAGGGAGAUGGAGGACAGGGCGAUAGAACAUGGGGGUGCGAGCAGUCAGGGGACAAGAAUGGGCGAGAUGGAAGGAGGGUGUGAGGGUUCAAGAGGAUGGAGACGACGAGAAAGAGGCAGGGAGGGCUUUCCAAUUUGAGAAAGGAGGCCAUAAAAGGAACGCUUCUGUCACAUUCAUCGUGCCCGGUUUGGCGGUGUCAAAGGUCGUGGUAUCAACGGUUUCCAUUAAAUGU